Aspergillus heteromorphus CBS 117.55 is the source of this 1302-nucleotide messenger RNA. Its product is annotated as putative C2H2 transcription factor. The record is from RefSeq and is a predicted model, not a curated record. The transcript has a single exon. Gene Ontology annotation, cellular component: nucleus. Gene Ontology annotation, molecular function: RNA polymerase II cis-regulatory region sequence-specific DNA binding; DNA-binding transcription factor activity, RNA polymerase II-specific. The coding region runs from base 1 to 1302 and encodes 433 amino acids. Lineage: Eukaryota; Fungi; Ascomycota; Eurotiomycetes; Eurotiales; Aspergillaceae. Gene Ontology annotation, biological process: regulation of transcription by RNA polymerase II.
AUGACCUCGGUUCGUGGACAACCUGUAUUCCCCAAGGGCAGUACUCUCAUGGACAGAAAUACAUCUGUAAGAGCGACCCGUAUCCUGCGGACAACUCCCCUCCCCCUCUUCUUCCCCCUCGCUCCCUCUAGCUCUGACGACGUUCCCAACCAGUGCGAUCGAGUUUUCACCACGACAACCGCCGGCGUUGAAGCUGCCAUGAUGACCGCAAGAACCACGACCGACUGCGCAAUGCUGCUAAUGCCCGGCGGCGCCUCAACUCAUACUACAAUGCCGUCACGGUUGCAGCCGCACCUGUUCCCGGCAGUGGUCUUUCAACAGGCCCCCCUGUCAGAUAUCCAUGCCGUUCCUGGGACUGUCUCCUACGCCUUUGACCACCAAUCCCACCCCAUACACCACAGCGAAGCCGACAUAAGAGCCCUCUAUUUCCCAAACCAAGACCAUCAUUACACCCUCUCAUAUCCCGGCCAAAACAUCCCACCACCACCACCGCCGCCAUCAUUCAGCCCCAACGCCGAUCCCUUCCCCCACGGCCUGUCAAACACAAACAGCUCAUACUACCAUCUCCCCCAGGAAGGAUGGUUAGCAGCAGCAACCGCAACAGCGACACCAUCAGAACCAUCCCCCAGCAUAAAUUCAACAACCGGAACAACCGCACCAACCACAGCCACAACCACAACCACAACCUCAGCAAUCACCAAAACAACCACCACACCCGACUACCACCAGCUCACACCAUCAACCCACCCAUCCUUCUACCAACAGCAACAACCACAACCACAACCACAACAACUAACCCCCAUAACAACCGCCUCGCUCCCCUCCUCAACCACAGACCUAGACCUCGACCUCGACCUCGACCUCGAUCUCGAAUUCGACCUAGACAUCGACCCAGACCCCGACGACCUCCCCCCCCAUCCCUCCCUCUCCGACCCCUCCUCCAUCCGCACCCAAUCGCAUCCGCAACCCCAAUCGCAAUCGCGCAACCUAACCAACUACGGCCUCCCAAACCCCGACGGCACCUGGCGCUGCGCCUUCCAGGGCUGCUCCUCGCACGCCGUGUUCCGUCGCGGCUGCGACCUCCGAAAACACUUCAACCGGCACCGCAAGCACCUCUUCUGUCGCUAUGAGGGCUGUCCGCAGGCCCGUCGCGGCGGCUUCUCCAGCAAAAAGGAUCGGGAUCGUCAUGAGGCGAAACAUAACCCUGAGAUUCCGUGCGAGUGGGACGGUUGUCGACGGGUGUUUAGUCGCGUGGAUAAUAUGAAAGAUCAUGUGAGGAGGAUUCAUAGAAGGAGGGAUUAG